This is a messenger RNA of Durusdinium trenchii, 1767 nucleotides long. Lineage: Eukaryota; Dinophyceae; Suessiales; Symbiodiniaceae. The record is from the annotation of a GenBank genome assembly.
CUCUACUUUGACUCUUCGAUACCUUUACAUCAUUGUGCUUUGGUUAUGGAACGGUGUUGCCUCGUGCCCACUUGCUGGGCAUGUGGAUUGCAGUGGGCCAAGUGUGGUGCCUGGGAUGAGCCAUGAUUGAGUAUUCAGAGACAUGGCUCAUUCUUACUCUCCUUCGAUGGAAAGGCUCUGUAUUUCCUCGGUCUUGCUACUUUGCCAUACCGUCCGCUCUCCUCACUGGGCUGCUGCUUCAGGUAGAAGAAUCGGCGCAGGUUCGCCUUCGAGAGGAGCUUGGGUUGCUAGAUGCCAACAGAAGCCAGCUGUGGAUUAUCUCCGUAGGUGUUCUUCAUGCCCUGCUGAUCUUCCGCAUCAACAGAGCGAUGGAACGCUUUUGGGAGGGUACAGGGUUGCUUCAUCAGAUGCGCGGAGAAUGGUUUGAUGCAGUGAGCUGCUGCGUCACCUUCACCCGUGGCUCCAUAGCGACAAGGUUUGAGGAGACCAUGAAGUUCAGACACACCAUUGUGCGCUUGAUGAGCCUUUGCCAUGGAAGCGCUCUCGAAGAAAUUGGAGGUGAAGAGAGUGAUUUCUGCGAGACCAUUGAUGCAGCCGGCUUGAGCAACCUGACCCAGGCCCAUUUGAAAGAGUGUGCAGAGGUGCUGCGAUUCAAUCGUGUAGAAGUCUUACUUCACAUGAUUCAGUCUUUGAUCACACACAACCUCGACAUUGGGAUCUUGAAGGUCCAACCUCCCAUUCUGUCUCGAGUCUACCAGACCCUCUCUAGAGGAUUUGUGAAUCUUUUGAACGCCAAAAAGAUUGCGGACACGAGGUUUCCAUUUCCAUUUUCGCAGCUCAUCAGCGCCCUCCUGUUUGUUCAUGUUGUCAUGCUUCCAGUCUUGCUUUCUGCGGUUAUCUCAGAAGUUUGGCUUGCCAUGACUCUAACGUUUAUUCCAAUUUUCUCGAUGUGCUGCCUCAACUACAUUGGAGUUGAGCUUGAGAACCCUUUUGGGCGAGAUGAUAACGACCUUCCGUUGAAACAUUUUCAAGCAGAGAUGAACAACUGCUUGCUGAUGCUGUUGCAUCGCAGUGCGGACUUUAUGGCCGGCGUAAGCAAGCAGCGCUGCAUUGUGGACAUUCAAGACAUCAGGGAGGCGAUGCGUAUUACUUCAAUGGAGAGUUGGUUGCAAGAUGCCAUUGCAAAGGCGGCAACAAGCUCAACGGAUAUCCCUGCAAAAGACAAUGAGGAUUCAUUGACAGACUCGGCACUCUCUGACAUGGAGGUGGCACUCGAAGAUGGUGAGCCACCUCCAGGCAGACGGCCAGAGAAGCUCCUGCCACCGGCGAGAAGUGAAACUUCCUCAGGUGAAGCCUUCGAGGAAAAGCUGCAACCAACAACAUUGCUGCAAGGCAUGGAUCAGGUGGUUUCAGUGCUAAUGGGCAUCAGACAGGCCAUUGAGGUUCAAUCUGAGGAUGUGGGUCGCAGCAUCGAUUCCUUCUUGUCGCUGGCAGAGACCUUGAGGAAAAGUGGAGAAUUGGGUGACGAUCUGAUUCUGGACGAAGACGAGUCGCAUGACGUCAGCUUUGCCCAUGGUUGGGACUGCCACGUGCUGUUUGCAAGUGGUUCAUGAGGAAUGAUUGCUGGGAUCGAACUGUCCUCGAAUCCAUGACUUGUCGAAAAAGUCACUCUUUGCAACUUAUUUUUUUGUUUGCAGGCUAUUCUGAUGUAGUGUCAUUCAACUGAGAUGAGCAGCUUUUGCCAAAUCAAGAAAGACACCUUUGGCC